AUGGAAGCGACAGCAGAUCGGAGUUGUCUCCACAGCGUGCAGAUGAUUCUUCCAAAGGAUGAAUCACGGCCCAAAGUGAAAGCGAUCUGUAAUCAGAAUCUCCGCAUCGGCAAAGUUGUCGAUGCAUAUCAGCAAACACUUCGGGAUUUUGAGGUCGCCUUGUGGGAGCUUCAUGACCCUUCAGCCUGGUCGAUUGCUCAGCUCAAGAACCCCAAGCGACUAUCGAUUAGGCUUGAUCAUUAUCAUACCAGAUUCCCAGGUAUUGAGCGGCAGUUCUGGGAAAGCUCCCCUCGUUCCACGGUCUGGAACAAUCUAGCUUCCAAACCUGAAAAGACCGCAUUGGGCUGUCUCCGAAGUCUCUAUCUGGAGCGUGCAGGAAUCACAGACUAUCAACUCGCUACGGCGCUGAAAAGCAACCCCAUGCUGACAGAGCUACGGUUCCGGAAAUGCCUUACUCUGACCGACAGGACUUUCAAACUUUUCGCUGAAAGCAAUGUUGGCCGGCAUAUAGAGACGUUGUGUCUCAUCAAGAGCUACAGAGAUGAAAUUAACGAUAGGCUCUUGGAGCACACUGCGAAGCUAACACACCUAGAAGUAUAA
This is a messenger RNA of Letharia columbiana, 600 nucleotides long. RefSeq lists its product as uncharacterized. The record is from RefSeq and is a predicted model, not a curated record. Lineage: Eukaryota; Fungi; Ascomycota; Lecanoromycetes; Lecanorales; Parmeliaceae. The transcript has a single exon. Bases 1 to 600 code for a protein of 199 amino acids.